Messenger RNA from Papilio xuthus (Asian swallowtail), 1978 nucleotides. Its product is annotated as atlastin. Bases 99 to 1673 code for a protein of 524 amino acids. Gene Ontology annotation, molecular function: GTP binding; GTPase activity. NCBI's taxonomy places the organism in Eukaryota, Metazoa, Arthropoda, Insecta, Lepidoptera, Papilionidae. The transcript has 11 exons. The record is from RefSeq and is a predicted model, not a curated record.
UCUACAAUAUAAACAGUCUAGACGCCGUCGCGCCCGCGUUAACGUGUCUACCUUGAGCUCGUUAUUUACAUUCUCGUUUAUAUUGUGAAGUGUUAUAAAUGUCUAAACCUUCUGAAAAGCUACUAGAAGGCAAAGGGCUGCAGAUAAUCAGCCCUAGGCCAGAUCAUACGUUUGAGCUCGAUGAGAGGAGCCUCGCCGAGCUACUGGACAGUCCUGACAUCAGGAAUCGCUCCGUGGUCCUCGUGGCGGUCGCUGGCGCUUUCCGUAAAGGAAAGUCCUUCCUUCUAGACUUCUUCCUGCGUUAUUUACAUCACACGUACGUGUUGAACUCAAAAGAUGACAACUGGUUGGGUCCAGAAGACGAGCCGCUGCAAGGCUUCAGUUGGCGCGGCGGCUCCGAAAGAAACACCACCGGCCUCCUGCUGUGGUCACAGCCCUUCAAAGCCACCCUCGAGAACGGAGAAAAAGUGGCGAUAUUCUUGAUGGACACGCAAGGCACUUUCGACAGCGAAUCGACAGUGCGUGACAAUGCAACUGUGUUCGCGCUCUCCACCAUGAUAUCCUCCGUACUCAUAUACAAUUUGUCACAAAACAUAGAGGAAGAUGAAUUACAGCAUUUACAGCUGUUCACAGACUACGGACGCGUGGCGCUGGAGAAGACGGAAGGCAAGCCAUUUCAGCAUCUGCAGUUCCUUGUGCGCGACUGGAGCGUUCCCUACGAGUACCCGUACGGACUGGAAGGAGGAAUGAAGCUGUUGGAGAAGAGACUCGAAGUUCAUGAGAAUCAACACGAGGAGUUGAAGACGCUACGGAGAGAGAUCAGGUCGUUCUUCAGCCAGCUCUCCUGCUUCCUGCUGCCGCAUCCCGGCAUGAAGGUUGCCACCAGCAAGGAGUUUAAUGGAAAAUUAACAGAUAUAGACGAAGAGUUCAAGAAAUGUUUAAAAGAAUUAGUGCCGUAUCUCCUGGCGCCACAGAACUUGCAGCCCAAAGUGUUGUCGGGGCAGACGCUCAAGGCCAAGGAGCUGCUGUACUACAUCCAGGCUUACAUGGAGGUCUUCAAUGGAACAGAAUUACCUGUGCCGCAAACUAUUCUGGAGGCGACCGCGCAAGCCAACAACCUAUCUGCAGUGUCGGAGGCGCGGGAGGUGUACGAGUGCCUGAUGGAGGAGGUGGCGGGGGGGGCGCGACCCUACCUCCCCCCCGACAGGCUGGCGGAGGAGCAUCGCCGCGCGCGGGACAAGGCCCUGCACUGCUUCCAACACAAGAAGAAGAUGGGCGGAGACGCCAAGUCGGAGACGUACCGGGAACAGUUGCUUCAGGAAUUAGAAGAACAAUUCGAACGUCUGCGUGCGCAGAACGAGAGCAAGAGCUUAUUGAACAUGUUCGGCACGAGCGCGGUGCUCGCCGCGCUGCUCGUAGUGGGGUGCGUGCUGAGCAUGCUCGGGGACACGCUCGCCUUCUCUAUACUGGAGGUGCUCGGCAAGACGGUCGCAUUACUGUCGCUAGGCGCACUCGUCGUUUGGAUGUAUAGCAGAUUCACAGGUCAUAUGCGGGAAGCUAGCGAAAUAUUGGACGAGUUUGCAAUGACUUUGAGGACUUAUAUGUUACAAAAUUUAUCACCGUCGGGAAGACUACCAGCCGGAGUUACCACAGAUAACCACAAAAGAGAUUAGGGAUGAAAAAUGGAUUCACGUGAAGCUCGGAAGGUGGUUAGGGGUUCCGAUAUCAUGAAACAUCACAAAAAGGAAGUGAAGGCUAAAAAAUAUAAUAACGUGUCCUAACUGAUGACGUAAAAUAUUCAAUAAUGUUUAGAGAAUUUCAAUAUUACUUUUUAGUAAAAAAAAUACGUGUUUUAGAGAGGGAGGGAAAGUUUAAAAGCUCACCACAUAACAUCACAGAGCCGGGGGUUCAAAAAUUACUAAAAAGUAUUUGUGAUUAAUGGACGACCCCUUAUCAGGAAGGGAGUGCCAAAAAUGAU